CCACAAUCUGCCCGCUACAUUCGUGACGAUUUCUCAAGCUAGAAGAAAGCUCCCAUCCAAUAUCAUCCAGACUUUCGGAGAAGCUUAAGAAGCAGCGGAUCACGAACGAAACGCGAAGCACCCCGAACCCGCAGCAAUGGAAUACGGUCUCAGGCAGAUAUACCGAUUUGCGGUCCCCGCGGUUGGCGCCGCGGCUCUUCUCCAGGCCUCCAUAUACGACGUCCGCGGCGGCUCGAGGGCCGUCAUCUUCGACAGGAUACAGGGAGUCAAGGAGACCGUCGUCAACGAGGGCACCCACUUCCUAGUGCCGUGGCUCCAGCGCAGCAUCAUCUUCGACGUCCGCACCAAGCCCAGGAAUAUCGCUACCACGACCGGAAGCAAGGAUCUGCAAAUGGUCAGCUUAACGCUGAGGGUGCUGCAUCGCCCUGAUGUCAAGUCCCUACCCAAGAUCUACCAAAACCUCGGCACCGACUACGACGAGCGUGUGCUCCCCUCCAUCGGCAACGAAGUCCUAAAGUCCAUCGUCGCACAAUUCGACGCCGCAGAACUAAUCACGCAGCGUGAAGCCGUAUCGCAGCGGAUCCGGACGGACCUGAUGAAGCGCGCCUCCGAAUUCAACAUCGCGCUCGAGGACGUGUCCAUCACCCACAUGACCUUCGGCAAGGAAUUCACCAAGGCCGUCGAGCAGAAACAGAUCGCCCAGCAGGACGCCGAGCGCGCCCGCUUCAUCGUCGAGAAGGCCGAGCAGGAGCGCCAGGCCAACGUCAUCCGCGCCGAAGGAGAAGCUGAGAGCGCCGAGACUAUCUCCAGGGCUAUCGCCAAGGCUGGCGACGGCCUCAUCCAGAUCCGUAAGAUCGAGGCAAGCCGCGAGAUCGCUCAGACCCUGGCUUCGAACCCCAAUGUUUCCUAUCUGCCGGGCGGCAGCAAGCAAGGGGGCAGCAACGGGCAAUUCUUACUUUCGAUGGGCAAGGCAUAAGGCUGGCUAGGAGAAGAUAUCCAAAAAAUAGGGUUAUGUGUAUAUUAGCAAUGAACUGCCCGAUUCUCCACUUCGGGGUACGAAUAAUGUAUUACAACUAGUAAAAGCACGGAG
Molecule: messenger RNA, 1090 nt
Organism: Daldinia vernicosa
Lineage: Eukaryota; Fungi; Ascomycota; Sordariomycetes; Xylariales; Hypoxylaceae
Product: band 7 family-domain-containing protein
Exons: 2
Coding region: 137-976 (279 amino acids)
Biological process (GO): mitochondrion organization
Cellular component (GO): mitochondrion; membrane
Source: RefSeq, a predicted model, not a curated record